UGCUGCCGCCGCCGCCCGGGCGAGGGGCGGCAGGGAGGGGUGGCCGCCGCCGCCCAGGCGGCAUAGCGCGGCGGGGCGGGGGGAGGGCCGCGGGGAGGCGGCGGCGGCGGCGGCCUCCUCCGCCGAGGCCUGGGCCGGCCCGCCGCCGCCGCCGCUCGGCCGAUGCGCCCGGAGCGCCCGCCAUGGACAAGAUCCUGGAGGGGCUGGUGAGCUCGUCGCACCCGCUGCCGCUGAAGCGGGUGAUCGUGCGGCGGGUGGUGGAGUCGGCCGAGACGCCGCUGAGCCAGGCGCAGUGCCGCGCCAUGUUCGCCCUCAGCACCCGGCUGGUGCUGCAGGGCCCCGACCCCUUCCAGCGGCAGGUGGGGCGGCAGGUGCUGGAGGCCUACGGCCGCUAUCACCGGGACGAGUUUGAGGCCUUCUUCAACCGCGGGCUCGUCCUCGGCCUCCUGCAGCGCGGCUACGGCGAGCUGAGCAACCGCGAUCCCGCCAUCCUCGACUACAUCCAGGCGGGGCUGCGCCUCAUCAUGAGCUGCCCCUCGGUGCUGGAGCUCUUCGAGCUGCUGCAGGUGGAGGCCCUGCGGCUGGUGUGCGAGCGGCCGGCCCCGCCGCUCUGCGCCCGCCUCUGCCAGCUGCUGGGCGACUUCCCCCAGUGCCUGCCCCGCGGCAGAAAACUCUCCCUCGCCUUCUGCCAGCAGCUGGUCCGCAGCAUCGCCCACUUCCAGAGCCAGGGCAGCCGGGAGGCCGAGCUGCGACUCUACGUCUCGCAGGUGACUCAGGUCAGCGGGCUGCUGCGGAGCGUCUGGAAGGCCGAGCCCGACACCCUGCUGCCCUCCUUGCAGGAGCUUUUCGCCGUCAUCUCCGCUGCCGAUACUUCAUUUGAACCUUCUGUUGCACUGGCAAGUCUUGUGCAGCACAUACCAUUACAGAUGAUUACAGUACUCAUCAGGAGCCUUACUACAGAUCCAAAUGUGAAAGAUGCAAGUAUGACUCAAGCUCUGUGCAGAAUGAUUGACUGGUUGUCCUGGCCUCUGGCACAGCAUGUGGAAACAUGGGUGAUUGCACUGCUGAAAGGACUGGCUGCAGUCCAGAAAUUUACCAUCCUCAUCGAUGUCACUCUGCUCAAGAUUGAAUUGGUCUUUAAUCGACUUUGGUUUCCUCUAGUGAGGCCUGGUGCUCUUGCUGUCCUUUCCCACAUGUUACUUAGCUUUCAGCAUUCUCCAGAAGCUUUUCAUUUGAUUGUCCCACAUGUGGUCAGCUUGGUUCACUCCUUCAAAAGAGAUGGUUUACCUUCCAGUACAGCCUUUUUGAUGCAGUUGACUGAGUUGAUACACUGUAUGAUGUAUCAUUAUUCAGGAUUUCCAGAGCUCUAUGAACCCAUACUCGAAGCUGUUAAGGAUAUGCCCAAACCCACUGAAGAGAAGAUUAAGAUGAUUCUCAGUCAGAGUGCCUGGACUUCUCAAUCCAGUUCCUUGCCAUCUUGUUUAUCUAGACUUUCUGGAAAAUCUGAAACUGGGAAGACAGGUCUAAUUAAUCUAGGAAAUACUUGCUACAUGAACAGUGUUAUUCAGGCACUUUUUAUGGCUACAGAUUUCAGAAGACAUGUUUUAUCUCUGAAUCUAAAUGGGUGCAAUUCACUAAUGAGAAAAUUACAGCAUCUUUUUGCAUUUUUGGCCCAUACCCAGAGGGAGGCAUAUGCUCCUCGAAUUUUCUUUGAGGCUUCCAGACCGCCAUGGUUUACCCCUCGAUCCCAGCAGGAUUGCUCAGAAUAUCUCAGAUUCCUGCUAGACAGGCUGCAUGAAGAAGAGAGAACCUUGAAAGCAUUGUCUUCAACAAAGACUUCUGAAAGUAUAAUAAAUGAAGAGUCCCAGACACAAGAAGCUGUUCGUAAAGCACAAGUAUUUGCUGAAGCGCCUUGUAUGGGAAGUGAAGAAAGAACUCUGAUAGAGAAGAUGUUUGGAGGAAAAUUGAAGACUACUAUAUGCUGUUUGAACUGCAAAAGUAUGUCUCAAAAGGAAGAAGCUUUCACAGAUCUCUCUCUGGCUUUCUGUCCUCCAACUUCCCUGGAGAGUGUUGGCCCAAAAUGCGCGGAGCGUUCUGAAGUGAAAGACGACUACAUGGUGCAAACUAAUACUUCAGCAACUAGUCUUGCUGGAGAAACACCUCCCAGUAAUUUGGAAGCAAAUGGUGGAUGUGACACAAUAAUGAAUGAAGGAACCAUAAAAGAGUUUUCUACUGAGCCAAGCUCUGAGAAUACUACAAACUCUGAACUCAACAAAGUUGAAGAUAAUAGGGAUAUGUCUCAGAGGCUAGUAGGUAAAAACACCCUGUCCGUUACAGACUUACUGAAUUAUUUUCUGGCACCUGAGAUCCUUAGUGGAGACAAUAAGUAUUAUUGUGAAAAGUGUGCCUCUCUACAGAAUGCUGAGAAAACUAUGCAAAUCAUUGAGGAACCUGAAUACCUCAUUCUCACUCUUUUGAGAUUUUCAUACGAUCCAAAGUAUCAUAUAAGGCGCAAGAUCUUGGACAAUGUGUCUCUGCCACUUGUUUUGGAACUGCCAGUCAAAAGAGCAACGUCCCAUCUAUCUGUAGUUUCGGGAGGUUGGUCUGUUGGUGUUGAGAUUUCUGAUAUUGGAGAAAAUCUUGCUAAAAAACUGAAGCCCUCAGGUGCUGAUGAAGUGGCCUGCCCACAGUUGGUGCCCUACAUGUUAAGUUCUGUGGUGGUACAUUCUGGUGUAUCCUCUGAAAGUGGACAUUAUUAUUCAUACGCUAGAAAUGUUACUGGGUCAGGGCCUUCAGGACUCUGCCACCAGUCUACAGCUCUUUCUUUAGUUUCUCCUCAGGAUAAGUUGUUGACAGAGGAGAGUCCUUGUACUGUCGUAGAAAAUGAGCUGGACACUGAGAUGCCAAGAGAAUGGUUUCUGUUCAAUGACAGCAGAGUGACAUUUACCUCAUUUCAGUCAGUCCAGAAAAUUACCAGUAGAUUUCCAAAGGACACUGCUUAUGUUCUGUUUUACAAAAAACAAAACAGCACCUGUGGCUUCAACACCAAUACAGCAAAUGGACUCUGGGUAAAUGGAGACCCUCCCCUACAAAAAGACCUCAUGGAUGCAAUUACGAAAGAUAACAAACUGUACUUGCAGGAGCAAGAGCUUAGUGCUCGAACACAAGCACUUCAAGCUGCCUCAGCCUCGUGCUCUUUCCGACCCAAUGGAUUUGAUGACAACGACCCCCCGGGAAGUUGUGGACCGACAGGUGGAGGAGGAGGGGGUGGGUUCAGUACUGUUGGUAGAUUAGUCUUUUGACUACGAAGACAACCUGGAAUACACUGGUUCCGAAGCAGCCCGGUACUGCUGAGGACAACUAAAAUACUGAACUUUGUCAGACAUUGUACCAAGCUUUGAGACUUGAUCCUUGUUCAAAAGCAAAUGUUGGGGUGUUUCUGGUUAUGUUUUAUUUGAAAUAAAUAAGUGCAUAAUGGAAAAAAAACUACCUCUUAAAAAUUCAGUUGCUUUUAUAGUAAGAUAUGCUUGCCCAAAAGACAGAAAAUGGAGAUUUUUUUUUAAGUAGUUGCUAAUGACACUGCAUUAAACUGAACAAAUGCACUUGGAUCAGUUUCUAUUGUCCUCAUCCACUGAAUGAAGAAAGCUCUUUUUUUUUUUUUUUUUUUUUACUCCUGAUGGUAUUGUCUUAUGUAGAAAUCCUUUUCAGAUGGGCUAAACUGCAUACAUAGUCUCUCACCCCCACCUUAUUUUCAAAUCUGGUACCUUUAUGGAUUUCCAGAGGUGAUGCAAUUUAUAAUGAAGGCAAUAACUUAAAUGUGACAUGAGACAGUACUUUCCAGAUUAAAAAUUAUUCAAUAUAUUUCCAGUGUAAAUGCAAAGAGGAAAAAUAAUUUAUAAAUAUUUGCUAAGUUGUUUUCCAAAAAAGUGCAUGUUCUGUAGGAACAAUGUUUUUAAAUAGAAAUUAUUAACUUUGUAGCAUUUCUGAUUUGUUUUAAGGAUUUUAAAAUUAUUUCAGGGAAUAUAUCUGCUCUGUAUUGGAAAGGAAGAGAUUCUGUAUGUGCCUUGCAGUACUGUAAUUUAAAACAAACUUUCUGAGGCUGCAGAAAAGGGGAAAAAUGUGUUAGUAGUGAAUUAUUUCUUUUGUCAGUAUUAGAAAUCAAUGCGUUUAUAGAAAGCUAUUAGGUUUCCAGAAGUAAAAAGUCUGGUAGUUUGAAAUGCAGUGUGUUGCCCAUUAUUUUUUGAUUAAAAAAUACAUACCUAGUGAUCUAUAACUUUCAUGGCCUGCAUGGCUAAGAAAAAGCCGGUCAUAAAUACUGCUUGUGAAAUCGCAGAGAGGCUAUCUGUAUUAAUCCUUGCUGAGGAUCUGUGCUUCUAAGAGUCCUUUGAAGUUUUGCCUUCUGAUUUUGCUCGUAGUGAGAGGUUUCUGGUGAGUUCAGAUUUUAACUGUCUGUGGAAGACCAAAAUGAUGCUGUAUAUGGAGCAGCGUUUGCUCGUUGGGCCAGCAGAGGUUGAGGAUCCCCUCUUUUAGUCUUGGCAGGAAUAGCAACUUUUCUUUUUGAUGUGCAAUGAGGAUAACAAGUAAAGGAGUUACACUGUUUAAUCUGGUGAUUAAUUCUUAACUUGAAUAAUCUUAUAGUGAAGUGUAAAUUUAUUUAAAGUAUUUUUACAAAAUUCUGCACUGUUUUACUGUGGUUUUAUAUUCUACUAGGUGACAAAGUGCAUCCUUAAAAAGCAUGCGAACCUGGCAGGUGAUAGUUAUCUGUGCAAAAUAAAUUUCUUAGAAAAUGCCUUUAAAAAGCAUAAAGUAAGUUGAAAAAAUUAAACCUUGUUCAUAUGGUAUCAAAUAUAUGGAAUUUAGUCUGAAAGGUAACUUAGCUUGCAAGCUAUUUUUAUAUUAUCACUAAAACUAUGCUAUUUGCUCUGCUAUAGGUUUGUAUGUUACUGCUCAAGAAAGCUGGAGCAGCUCACUUUCAUUCUUUAAUAGUUUCCAAGCUUUGUUUUGACUGUAGUACCUUGGCUUUGACCUACACUUCCAUUGCUAUCUCAGUUGUAGGUCUCUGAACUGGGGUUCAGCUGUGGAAAUGUGGAAUGUUAUGAGACUAGUGUGAGGAACGUUCUCAUUUCAUUGUCCUUGGACGAGGUUUUCUUGAAAACUCACUUCGCCUUGAAAUUCUGUAACUUUCAGUCUAAGAGGGUUUUUUAUUUCCUUUUAGGCUUCUCUGCCAGUUAGCUCUGGUUUUAAAAUGUUUUAUAUGACAGGUUAAUUUGUCUUUUCUCUCUGAAAUUGAGGACACACUAAAAAGCUGCCUACUGUUUGCAUUACAAUGGGAGUAUUUUGUCUCUCUGUAUGAAUUUACUAUUCAUUUUAAAGCACUAGUAAGUAGAAGAAGGGGCAAGUGUUUUUACUCUAUAUGAAAUCAUAAUUUUGUAAAGGUCAGUCUUGUUUUUAUGUUCUCACAGUAAAAAUACAAAUUAUGUAGCCUACCUAAAAAUAAUGUGCAGUAUGAGUUUUGUAUACCUAUUGUACUAUAUUUCAUGAGCUCUUAGAAGGCUUUAUACACCCUUGUUUGCCUGUUCUAAAUUAGGUGUUAAAUAUGGAGAUUUUAUGAGAGUAAUGCCAAUAGGGUUGGAUCUCCUUAGGUAUAAAAUGAUGGUAUGUCUCAAACUGAAAAUAACUUCUUUCUUUCCCCUUGUUGACUUCUGUUGACUCAGUUACUUUGGGUUUUACAAAUAGAUUUUAAAAUUCAAAAUAACUAUUUACAAGUCUGCUUGCUGACCUGACAACCGUCACAGGCCAAUUCAUACCUAGCUUGGAAGGUUUCAAUAAAACUAGUGAAAGUGGAGAAGUAUCUCACACUCUAAAAUGUACACUUUUUUCAUUGUUUACAGUAAUGGUGUUGCAUGCUCCUAUCUUUUGGACAUAAUGUGAGAGAACAAUGUACAUAUGGUACUUUGAUUUCUGUUGCCUGUGAAUGAAUGCUGGAUGGUUUGUUUAUUGAUGUUUUUGGCUCCAUUCUUGAUUUGUUUUCUAAGUUGAAUUGGUAGAAAGAUACAAAAUACAUAACACUGUUUCUGAAGCUUAGGUGUUUUUGUUGUUUCCUCUCAUGAAAGAUACCAAACUCAAAGACUUUUGACUUUUAAAAUCACGUUUCCUUUUAACAAGACAAAUUGUGUUUUGGCUUUGUUUCAGUGGAGUUGUACUAACUUUUGUCCCUGUAGUUCAUUUUGUACACUUUUUUUCCAUCUGGAGCAUUACAGUAGAUUACUGUGAAUGUCACCCCUAUAAAAAGUGAUUACUAUGUCUACAAGCCCAUUUAUCCAGGAUGAGGAGAGAAAAGGCUGCUUUGGAUAACCACACAAAUCAUGCCUUCUGGCUCGCUCUUUUUCCUUCCUUUCCCCCUGUUCCACCUUGUUCCCUACUCUAGAAAGUUAAAUAUCUUAUCUUCUGUAUGCUUUGGAAGUUUAAUUCCAUGGGUAAGCCUUUCUUUUUUUUUUUUUCCUGUAGCAGGAAGAUUGUUUAUGGAGUCAGAAUGCUACUUUUUUUUUUUUUAACAAAUGACAGGUGAAGGGUGGAAGCACUGUGAGCUAAAGGAGCAUCAGAACAAAAGCAAGUGGGUAUAAACUCUCUGUAAAUAAGAUUUAGAUUAGAAAUGAAGUUCCUCAUUACCAGAACUAAUUCUGGAACAGCCUUCCAGGCAGAGACCUGCUUUGAAGGAAGAGCCAAGUAUGUCUAUGAAAGAAAUUAAAUGCAAAAUGGUGUCUGAAUAGUAGGCAACUAGACUUGAUAAACCAGAGGUCUCUUCUAGUCUCUUCCUAGAGUUUUGCACUUCUGUUGGGCUCCCCAGCUUGACACAUUGCCAGUUUUGUUUUUGAGGCUCAAAGAUGAAAGUGUAAAUGAAGGGAACACUAAACUGUGACAUAAUAACAACAAAGAUUGACUGCUCAAUUUUGGGUGCUCUUGGCCUCUGAUUUAGGCGUGUGGGGCAUAAGAAUUAUGAAGCAAUAGAAAGUAGAAGAUACGAAGACUUGUGAUCCAAAGAAACGUGCUCAGUUUCUAACACAAGGACCAUUCCCUAGUUAACAACCUACUAUGGGAUAUAAUGGGUUGUAGCACUUGAUAUCCUCAGUAGGCUGUAAUCAAAUGUAAACUUUUGGUCUUUUUCAGUGGGUGAGCAAAUGAUCUGUAAUCUAAAUGAGAUCAGAACAGGUGAUCUUAAAAAUUUCCAUGUUCCCUACAGCCAGUCAUCAUAGGUCUACCUUAACCUGAAUUCACAACUAUGAGUAAUAUGCUCUUAAAUCAUAUAGGUGCCAGGUCAAAUGUAAUAGUUGAGAACCGAAAACUUGUGAUGCUGUUUGGCUUGUGUAUAACACUAUGUUCUGCAUGGACUUAAGAACUAGUGAGUACCCCUGUUUCAGCAGGUGGUUUAAAGGGACAUGGCCCAUAAGGUGAGCUCUGGCUGUGGUCAGUAUGCUGGCUGUGAUGUGUAGGGUGGCAUUUGCUUACCACAUGUGCUUUUUAUUUUUUUUAAAUGUACAUGCAUCCCCCCCAUUCAACUGUGAGUCUUGCUUCUGCUUGAAUGAAAGUAUCUAGAUCAAAGGGAAAACAAACAAACUUAAACCUAGACAGAGUGAAGCAGAGGUGAACACUCUUUAAAUACAAGAUGCUGCUUUCUUAUUUAAAACACAAGUAUUUUUUUUUCAAAGUCUGCUGGAUUCUAGUCAGGUACGUUGAUUCAGGGCACACACUUCUUGUUCCUUUUUUUCAGUGUGGAUAAUAUUUUUAGGAAUCAGUUGAAAAAGUGCUGGAAUAGGAAUGUCAAAACACACAACCUGCCACUGCUGCCUUGGUAAACAGCCUGCUACCACAUGCACAGAAAUGCUGGGAUUCUUUCUGGCUGGCUUCCCCAGAUGCUAACUGGGAAGAGCAGCUGGCGCCUGUGAACUGUGCCUUACUGGGUGGCCAUUCAGGACCUUCACCAUCAUCUGUGGGUGGCCAGAGACAGCCACCCUGGGGUGCUGCCUCAGCAUGUGUCUGCCAUGGGGGCUGCAAGAGGAGUCUGAGGUGUAACAGCCAGCCCCACUGCUCAGGCGCUAGCUUAAGUGGGGCAGAGUCCCCAACCCCUUCAGUGACACCUCAAGUCCCAGAGCAGGUAACUUGGGGACCCCUUGCAGCCCUGACAGAGACCGGCACCUGUGGCAAGCAACAUGUGGAGUGGGAAGGAUGGGCAGGGGAGUGGUGAAGGAGAGAUGCUGGUGCAAGAAUGAUAUGAGACUACCGAACUGCAAAAAGGAAAGCAUGGCUUGAAUCUGAUUUAGAGGUUGGCUGUUUUAAUGGUAGUUUUACAUGUAUCUGCUAUAAAGUUGUAACUGUAGUGUAAUUCCACCAAAGGAUACUCUGUCAACAAUGCUUUAUACCCAAGCCUAAUCCUUCUAAAAUUUCAAUUAUAUCAGCGUGCUUGAGCAGAAAAAAAGCCUCUCAGGGGCCACACUGAAAAUAUGCUGCUGAGGGGAAUAUUUCAGAUUGACAUUAAAAAAUUAAUUGAGCAACAGAAUAUGUGAUUGUGCUAGCAGCUAUAGUGUCACACAGCAUCCUCGAGGCCAGUGGUCUCCAAACUUUUUUUUUAUUGCAUGCCCUAUCAGGAAGAACUUCAAGUGUGCACCCAAUAUAUCUAUAUUUAUUUAUAAAUUAUAUAUGUACUACUGUCCUAAUAUAUUAUAUACAUACACAAGAGUAGAAAUAGGAAAAGUGUGAGAUGAAGAUGAAAUAAACACUUUUUAAAUUAUUUAAAAUUCUAUUUAUUAAUGGUACAAAAAAUGCUUUCUUCUUGCACCCAAAUGGAUUGUCUUGCACACCCCCUGGGGUGCAUGCACCUCACUUUGGAGACCAUUUCUCUGGGCUAUAGUCUUGAAAAGAGUUUUAACUUGAUGGGAACAGGUAUCAGAAUUGACCUGUUGAUAAUAGUGGUUUCUUUUACUUGGUGAAUAUAGGCUGUUGUCAUUACUUUAUGCUGCAUGACCAUGUUUUUAUCUGUGGUUAUUCUAAGUUCUUAUAAAAUUUGAUGCAAGGGCUGUGAACUGUUUUACCACUUGUUUUCCUACUGUGUGCACUAAAUAACAGCCUUAGGUGGUUUGCAGAGAUGCAAAGCCAUUCCAGUUCUGAGAGGAGGCCAUAUCCCUUGCCAAACGCAGGAAUGUGUUAGUACUUGGCUUUAAAGGUUAGUACCAUUUUUCAACUGACUCGCCCUUCUUCAAGUGUUCUCUAAAGAAUUGCAGUAUUUAGUGCUCAGCUCCUUAAGAGAAAGUUACUUAAUUGUCUUGCUGUAUGUUUCAUGGUGUUUAUUUAUUGAACUAAGGUUGAAACAAUUUUUGCAGUAUGCCUGUUCUUAAAUCUUGUUGUUGUAAACUGGCAUAAAUGUUUAAUAGUAUUUCAUAUCAAUUUUUAAAAAUGGAUGGGGCAAAUGGGUGUUUUAUUGUACACAUGUUGGGCUACAUAAAGAAGUCAAAAUAUAUAUUUUUGAAUGCCUCAGAAGCUGUCUGAAAGUACCUAAGUCAUUAUGUGUUUGACUUGAGUUGAAUGAUAGAUGUUCUAGUAAAUAUAACAGUGGUGGGGUUUUCUUUAUUGGAAUUGUAAAUUAUAUCUGUAAAUAUCAGCUUGAAGGAUCUCACGCAAAAACAUGGAAAAUAGUCAGAGCAGAGAACUCCUAAUGGGCCAACUAGAUCUGGAGAACCAAGUCUAGGCAGUAGCUGACUCAUUAUUUCAGUUGCAGUGAUAUGACAGUGUUUCAUUUGAGUUGUCUUCUCAAUCGGUGUUACUUAAAUUUUCAAAGAUGAUGAAAUUACCUUCAGCUUGUUGAAUUAAUAAAGAACAUCAUCAGUGGUUAAAAUGUAGCUGUCUCAAUGAACAUGGAACUUAUGGCACAGAAACAUUCAGCCCUCCUGUAAAUAAAGACAAGGUUCUCAAA
Molecule: messenger RNA, 9964 nt
Organism: Chroicocephalus ridibundus (black-headed gull)
Lineage: Eukaryota; Metazoa; Chordata; Aves; Charadriiformes; Laridae
Gene: USP38
Product: ubiquitin specific peptidase 38
Exons: 10
Coding region: 183-3302 (1039 amino acids)
Biological process (GO): protein deubiquitination; ubiquitin-dependent protein catabolic process
Cellular component (GO): nucleus; cytosol
Molecular function (GO): cysteine-type deubiquitinase activity
Source: RefSeq, a predicted model, not a curated record